CAAGCAAUUCCAUUCUUAAAGACAACCGUUUUGUUGAAGGACAAAAACUAAUUAAUUUAGCCACAUUCUAAGUCUCUAGCUCUGCUUUUAAGAGAAAGCACCUGGCCAUAGCAUCAAAAGUCCUACUCCAGCAUCCAGAUCCAGCCAUGGGAAACUCCAAGAGCGGCGCUAUGUCUAAAGAGAUCCUUAAAGACCUGAAGCUAUCAACAAAUUUUUCGGAGACCGAGCUCUGCCAGUGGUACGAAAACUUCCAGAAACAGUGCCCAUCUGGACGCAUCACACCAGAUGAAUUUGAGAAGAUCUAUGACCGCUUCUUUCCUGAAAGUGAUGCCACGACUUAUGCCAAGCAUGUCUUCCGAUCAUUUGACGCAAAUGAUGAUGGGACACUAGACUUCAAGGAAUACAUAAUUGCUCUACACAUGACAUCAGGUGAAAAAACAGAGAGGAAGUUGGAAUGGGCUUUCUCACUGUUUGAUGUUGACAAGAAUGGCUACAUCACCAAGGCAGAAGUAGGAGAAAUCUGCAAUGCCAUUUUUAAGAUGAUUCCCAAGGAACACCAAGAGAAGCUUCCAGCAGAUGAAAACACACCAGACAAGAGAGCAGCAAAACUGUGGUCUUAUUUUAACAAAAAAGAUGAUGAGCGGUUGGCUGAGGGAGAGUUUGUACAGGGAGUGAUGGAUAAUGAAAAUGCUAUCAACCUAAUUCAGUACCAGCCUAUUAAAUAAAGAAACACAGAGCUGGAUCGACUCUGGGGCCCCAGUUACGUUGUAAAUAUUAUUACCUCCUAUUUCUUUAAUAUUGACAGCUAAGCUAAAAGCUUGUGCAUUUAGUUACACUAUACACAGAUGUUCUCCUAAACAGUAAAUACACAUUCAUAAUAUACCCAGAGAUUCAAAAUGCAGAAGUACUGUAUGAUAACAGUACUGUCUGGAUCAGGACCAGGAUGUUCAUUGGACAUUUUGACUAGCAUGACAUGUCAGUUCAAUGUUUUCUAUAAAGUGACCUGUGAAAUUUACAGUAUUUAUUAUAUUAGCUUUCUAUGGAAAAUCUAUAGCAGUGUUGUAUGCGGACCACCAGUGCUACCAGGAGGAGGCAGCUGUUUAAGUGUUAGCGAAACAAUCAUUUAAAUAUUUGUGUCUGUCUCAUUGUUUCUGAUGGAAUAAAAUAAUUGAAAAAGUU
Messenger RNA from Clarias gariepinus (North African catfish), 1179 nucleotides. RefSeq names its product recoverin 2 (gene rcvrn2). Gene Ontology annotation, molecular function: calcium ion binding. The transcript has 3 exons. The record is from RefSeq and is a predicted model, not a curated record. NCBI's taxonomy places the organism in Eukaryota, Metazoa, Chordata, Actinopteri, Siluriformes, Clariidae. Bases 147 to 725 code for a protein of 192 amino acids.